Messenger RNA from Pecten maximus, 3132 nucleotides. Its product is annotated as parafibromin-like. The record is from RefSeq and is a predicted model, not a curated record. Gene Ontology annotation, cellular component: Cdc73/Paf1 complex. The coding region runs from base 28 to 1650 and encodes 540 amino acids. Gene Ontology annotation, biological process: transcription elongation by RNA polymerase II; positive regulation of transcription elongation by RNA polymerase II. Gene Ontology annotation, molecular function: RNA polymerase II complex binding. The transcript is spliced from 14 exons. Lineage: Eukaryota; Metazoa; Mollusca; Bivalvia; Pectinida; Pectinidae.
UAUUAACACAUUUCCGCUUAAUCCACCAUGGCGGAUGUGCUGAGCUUAGUUCGGCAAUACAAUACCAACAAAAAGGAGAUAAUCGAGAAGGAUGAUCAAGUGAUUUUUGGAGAACUCGCGUGGCCAAGCAAUGUUAAGACUAAUUAUGUCGUCUGGGGUACUGGCAAGGAUGGAAUCGUCAAAGAAUACUACACACUAGACUGUAUACUUUUCCUGCUGAGAAAUGUCCACCUACAACAUCCACUGUAUGUCAGAGAGGCUGCAGCUGCUGAGGUGCCUGUUGUACGUCGACCUGACAGAAAGGAUUUGCUCAGUUACCUCAAUGGCGAAACUACAACCUCUGCCAGCAUUGACAAAAGUGCUCCUUUGGAGAUCCCCCUUCAGAGGCCCCCACAGGUGAAAAGAGGUGCAGAGGACAGUAGAGAGGCAGACAAGAAAAAGCCACGUUUGGAGGAGGAGGUAGUUCAACAGGCCAAACUGAACUGGAUACACAAGAUCGAUGCAACAAGGGAAACCUCAGUUUUGCAACAGAUAUCCCGUUCAUCACUGCCUGAAGCCAUGCCCCUCGAGAAGAUUGCAGCUAUCAAAGCUAAGCGUCUGGCUAAAAAAAGGACUAUGAUCAAGGUGGAUGAUGAGGUGGCUCCUGGUGCCCUGGAACAGAGGAGCUUUGUGGAAGCUGAGGUUGAUGUGACACGAGACAUUGUAAGCAGGGAACGUCUCUGGCGUACACGCACCAGUAUCCUGCAAAGUAAUGGAAAGACUUUUGCAGCCAAUGUGUUUGGAAUUCUACAGUCCAUCAAGGCCCGUGAGGAAGGCAAGGAGAAACAUCACACAGAACCUCACACUCCCUCAGUGCCCCAACAGCGUGUUCCACCUGUAGCUGCCUACAGCAGAUAUGACCAGGAAAGAUUUAAAGGAAAAGAAGAAACUGAGGGAUUUAAGAUCGAUACUAUGGGAACCUAUCACGGAAAAACUCUAAAGUUUGUGACGGAAGGCGGUGGAGCCAGCCAGAAAAAGCAAAUGGAAGAACGAGAGCCACGGCGACAUGCACCCCCUCAACAGAACCAUGUCUCACAUCAUCCACCCUCCACCCCUGUCACCCCGGGAUCUCGUCCAAUCUCCCAGGCCAGGCCCCCUCCCAACCAGAAAAAAGGAUCUCGGACACCCAUCAUUAUCAUACCUGCUGCCACCACCUCUAUCAUCACCAUGUUCAACGCCAAAGACAUCCUCCAGGAUCACAGAUUUGUCAGCACAGAUGAUAAAAAGGCACAAGGCACCAAGCGUGACAAUGAAGUGUUGAUUCAGCGUCGAAAGGCUGGUAACUUGACUGUCCCCUACAGAAUCAUAGACAACCCACUCAAGCUCUCACCAGACGACUGGGACAGAGUUGUAGCAGUGUUUGUUCAAGGACCAGCAUGGCAGUUCAAGGGAUGGCCAUGGGAUGGUGUACCUACAGAAAUCUUCUCUAGGAUCAAAGCUUUCCAUCUGAAGUGGGCAGAACUUCCUAUUGACAACAAUGUAAAAAAGUGGGAUGUGUAUGUUGUCUCCCUGGAUAGAAACAAGCGCCAUCUGGACCGUGCAAACCUGCAGCAAGUCUGGGAGAUCCUUGACAAGUACAUGGCCAAGCACAAGCCUCAUCUGAGACACUGAGAGGAGGACAUCACCACAGACAUGCACGACGCUGGUGAACUCAGCAACUUUUACAACAGUCUUUGUAUGGCAGCAUGGCAGGUUCAGAAUGAUAAUGACAUUAAAUGAUGUGCUACCUAGGAGGAACUAGAAAUUGACGUUAUUGACAGUUUUUCCAACCUGCACGUGAUGGUUUGGAUCAGGGAAAUGUUUUGAUAUGGUUUUGGGCAGGUUCCAGCAUUGUGAUGAAUUAUCAAUUCUUAGGUCAAUGAGCUGUAUCUAAGAUGCUUUGAACACUGAGUGUUAUAAUAGUGACGCCUAGUUAACAUGAACUUGAGUGAUCAAUAUUUAAUGUCUCCUACAAUUACCACAGAAACAUUCUUCUGAUAUUAGGAGUAUAUGCGUUUUUUGUUCAGAACUCUUUGGCCAGCUUAGUCUAGCAACCCCCCACAAUUUAUCAUCUGUUCCUUCAAUUUGUUCAUCUGUGGUAUGACAGUUCUAGUUAACUAGAUAAUUCCAUAAUCCCUGUAUUAUUUACCAUUUGUCUGGGAAAAGUAUCCUGGUAAAUUUACAAGCCCCCAAAAAAAUCUCAAAAAUGAAUUACUACACCUUUCCUCUGUACAUCAAGCUAGUGAACGUGUACAUGAUGACUUUACUACCAAACAAAAACCAGUUCCUCGGACGCAAAGGUGUAGGUUAAGUAUUUUCAUUUUCCAUCAAUUUUAUAUGUGGAUAUAAUUAUCGGAAAGUUGAAGAAUCGAUUGAUGUGAUGCUGAUGAGACAAGUAUUAAGAGUUACGUCCCUUGGGCCUAUAAUGAAAUGAUAAAUGGCUCCUUUAAUAAAUUUGUUUUAAUAAAGGACGCUAUCAAAGCAAAUCCUUCACCUUUUCUGUCUGUCAGCUUUCUUAAUGAUUAAGUAAAUAAAUCACAAGCUUCUCAAAUUCUAGAAAAAAUAGUUGUUUCCCCAUUUAUAUUGAUGACAUCUGUUUUAAGUUGGAAAAAUGGAAUUGAAAUAUAAACAAUCAAUUUUACUGCCCGUCAACUUUUGAUAUUGAGUUUAUUUUGUAUAAUGUAACUUUAAACAUGGUUUAUGUUGUCAUACAGUUUACAGUUGAUUUACAUGUAAAAUGGCUAUAUACGUAUAUGAAAGAUACAGAUAAAUAAUAUCGGAUCUAAAGUGACAUCUAUCUAUCAAUUCAUGAAAAAUGACAAUGGAAAUGUAAGUUUGGAAUCAUGUGGAAUGUUUAAUAUAGUUUUGUACAGAAUACAAUGUAUUGUUUGUACUUAACGCCAUUAUAUCUUUGUUCGAUAUGUACUGUUAGAAUGUGCUAUACUUGUGAUAUGAGAGUGUGAUGAUGAGAAUAUACUGAUAUGUAUGGUGUGUUUGUUGGUAAUUACCAAAUAGUGACAAUUAAGUGAGAAAGGUCUAAAAGUUAUCAGCUGUGUAUUAAAUUGUACAUAUAUUCAGCUGUUUUAAAAAAUAAACUGUGCUUUUUUGACAAUA